Messenger RNA from Procambarus clarkii (red swamp crayfish), 552 nucleotides. The record is from RefSeq and is a predicted model, not a curated record. NCBI's taxonomy places the organism in Eukaryota, Metazoa, Arthropoda, Malacostraca, Decapoda, Cambaridae.
AUGGCUACCAGACAGGUGGCUAUAUCAAUGGCUACCAGACAGGUGGCUAUAUCAAUGGCUACCAGACAAGUGGCUAUAUCAAUGGAUGCCAGACAGAUGGCUAUAUCAAUGGCUACCAGACAGGUGGCUAUAUCAAUGGCUACCAGACAAGUGGCUAUAUCAAUGGAUGCCCAGACAGAUGGCUAUAUCAAUGGCUACCAGACAGGUGGCUAUAUCAAUGGCUACCAGACAGGUGGCUAUAUCAAUGGCUACCAGACAGGUGGCUAUAUCAAUGGCUACCAGACAGGUGGCUAUAUCAAUGGCUGCCAGACAGGUGGCUAUAUCAAUGGCUACCAGGCAGGUGGCUAUAUCAAUGGCUACCAGACAGGUGGAUAUAUCAAUGGCUACCAGACAGGUGGCUAUAUCAAUGGCUACCAGACAGGUGGCUAUAUCAAUGGAUGCCAGACAGGUGGCUAUAUCAAUGGCUACCAGACAGGUGGCUAUAUCAAUGGCUACCAGACAGGUGGCUAUAUCAAUGGAUGCCAGACAGGUGGUUGUCUGGGUAGAGAAUAA